UCGUGAAGCAUCUGGAACGCAACGCAUACAAAUCUCAUAAUUGAUUAAAAAUCGAAUGUCGAUUCUCGAAUUUUUUCAUCGAUUCUCGGAUCGAAUUAGUACUAAAAAAUCGACGAAAAAUUGAAUCGGAAGUCUCGAUUAAUCUAUACUCGAUUAAAUCGAUUUAAAAACGCCAUUUCUACUAUAAACAAUUUGUUUACAUUGUAUUUUUUCAUAAUAUAAAUUAAGCAAUUGUUUUCAUUAGCAAUGGCUCUGAAAAUUGGCAUAAACAAUUGUCAUAUAAAAAAAUGCGGGGAAAUAGAAGCGUUGAUGCCGAUAGAAAAGAAAGAAUUUUUUCUGAAUUGUGGGUUUUGUGAAUUUACGUUUCUUCAAUUAGACAAAUUUAUAGAUCAUAUAUACGAGGACCAUUCGAUCGAAUUCCUGUAUCCUGAAAUUAAGCAAAGAGUUGAAGGUAUUCCUCAAAAAUUGCAGCAAAGUUUCAGUAAUGAGACUGUAUCGCAUUCAAAGGUAGAGGAGGAAGCUGUUGAAGUAUUGGAAAUACACAAAUCGGAUAUUGGGCUCGAAGAUAAAUCUGAUUACUCAAUAAAGGAAGAAAUUAUCGGCAAAAUGGAGCAAUACAUCUGCAAGGUGUGGAGCGCAGAUCGAACUGUGAAGAAAACAUUUAUGUCGGAAGGAACGACAGAUGCCAUAAUAACCGCUGCUUCAAAUUAUGGCAUACGAGGUAAUAAGAUCGUUCUGGAAUGCGAUGGCACCGAAAUCUGCGGUGAUGAUGUCCUGAAAUAUUAUUUGAAUGAAAAAGCCACAUUGAUGAUGCUAGCUGAUGAAGAAUGGUGCACGCAAAGGUCAAUUGAAAUACUAAGCAACGAUGUGAUUCAACCUAAACAUGCUAAUCAACAGCAAGAACAGUUUUUGCUUAUGACUGCGGAUACGGCCGUUGAAUCAUAUGUUACAUCCAAGGUUGCAACCAGCGACUCAUUUUCAUCUUCUUCGGAAACCGGUGAACCAGCGAAACAACAUUUUAAGAAUUUCAGCAUACCAUGGCAUAAGGUUCCAUCGGACUUAAUGAACUUGCUAAAUACUCAACAAAAAUUGGGUAAACGAUUAAACACAUUAGCUAAUUGCAUUGUGGAUGAAUUGCGAAUGUAUUCCUCAUUCAUACCGAUGUGUAUUUUACGAUCAGUGACGCGGGAAGCCGUUGCCAAGUUUCCCGCUUCGUUACUGGAAAAAGAUUGCGAAGGGAAUAUUAUAUCAGUUACAACAAUCCCCUUGCUAACCAUAAUGCGGAACAGGAACAAUUUUUUAAAUCGUGCACCGAACCCCAAGAGCUGCAGUCUAACGCCAAAUAUUCCCUUAGCUAAAAGACGUCGAACAAACGUUCUUAAAACAACUUGUAGUAACUGGCAACCAGUGGAUUUGAUAUCUCCUGAAACCAUUGCAACCUUAAAUAAAAAAAAAAAAUAUUUAAUGAAUUUGUAUAAAAUGCAAUCGGACUUCCAGUCAAUGGAAUUGAUAAAAUCACAUAUGAAAGAUUGCUUUCCAUUACAACGCUCAAAUUUUAAUGAAAUGGACCCAUCACCCACAAUUGAAAGCAUCAAAAGAGAUUGGCCAUAUAUUUUCAGCACCGAAUGCUUGAAUCAACAUUUUGGGCAGUUAAUGAACACUGAUCCAGAUCUUUUUGAUAUGAAUUUCAAUAAAAAUCGAGAAGAAACUGCAGCAUUCUUUGAACACCUACAAGGUAAACAUAACUUACUGAAAGAGGCACACCAAACAAACUACAUUAUUAAAAGCAUAGCUAAGUAUUUCAAUGAAAAUGCAAACUACUUGUUCGCCAUUUUCGAGAUUGGAGCCAAUUUGGACACAAUAGUAGAAAAAGUACCUACCAAUACUCCUUUUGUUGCCUUUGUAGAAAACGAUGUCGAAAAAGAAACAUACAACUGCUAUAUAUUUAUUGAAAAAACUUUAGUGUCACACACUUUGGGCGACGGAGACAUGUUUAAAUUCCUUAAACAAAUUAUUCAAUAUUAUUUUGUUUUUAAUAUAAUAUAUCCUCCGGAAACAUCGCAAACGAUGGAAUUUUUCGUACGUUUUUUUUAUAAGUUCUACCCAAAUUCUUCUCGAGGAGCAAAAAAAAAUAUUAAUAACAUUCAAAAGUGUUACCGCGUAUCACUAGCGUUUACUUCGAAUAUCCAUGAGCAGUAAGUCAUCUGUCGCACAGAGACAGCCAAAGAGCAGAAGCCUAGGCAUCUCGCAAGACCCAUUGCCAGAGAGUCCAUGGUGCAUCGUUCGGCAGUACAGAACGGUAAACGAACUGCGAGAGGGUUGGAUCAGGCUGGUGCGGAACAUACCGUAAAAUCCUCCAUUCUGGAUGUGACACGAGCACCUAAGGCAAGCAAAGGCAACCACACUCGACCAGACGCUUACUUGAAAUUAAGCUCCCCAAGUGGACGGGGAAAAGUAACCAGACGGACGACUCAAAGAUAUAUAUUUGGUAGCAUCUAAGGUGCAUCCAAAGAAAACCUACAUUAUGUCCAGGUGGCUUCAGUUGUCUUGACACGCACGUUUUAUGAGCAUCACCUUGACAUCGAUUUUUCUAUGACCAAAAGUUACAAAGUUUCAACAUACUUACAUUUCUCCAAUUACACUGUAGGGACGCUAAAACGCCGAGACAUGUCGACUUAAUUUUGGGUCGUAGAUUACGGAUGUGUAUAUCGUUUUUCUAGAUCAGGUAA
Rhagoletis pomonella (apple maggot) is the source of this 2729-nucleotide messenger RNA. RefSeq lists its product as uncharacterized. Lineage: Eukaryota; Metazoa; Arthropoda; Insecta; Diptera; Tephritidae. The record is from RefSeq and is a predicted model, not a curated record. The coding region runs from base 247 to 2199 and encodes 650 amino acids. The transcript is spliced from 8 exons. Gene Ontology annotation, biological process: apoptotic process.